Molecule: messenger RNA, 1275 nt
Organism: Arthroderma uncinatum
Lineage: Eukaryota; Fungi; Ascomycota; Eurotiomycetes; Onygenales; Arthrodermataceae
Exons: 4
Coding region: 1-1275 (424 amino acids)
Biological process (GO): transmembrane transport
Cellular component (GO): endoplasmic reticulum membrane; Golgi membrane
Molecular function (GO): UDP-N-acetylglucosamine transmembrane transporter activity
Source: RefSeq, a predicted model, not a curated record
AUGCUUGAUGAUGCCACUUCAGCGGAUGUACCGGGUGCGGAUGGUAUGGAAAGCCAUUCCUUGAGUAAUGGAGGUUGCCCCGAAGUGGUAACCAAUGAUAAAUUGAGCAGUGUGGCAUCUGCAGUUGCGCAGUCCACGGUUCCUGCUUGGGUGAAUAUCGUGAUCAUCGCAUCUCUGAUAUUCGGAGGGUGUUGCUCAAAUGUGUUUUCCCUAGAGGCUCUAAUAAAAGAUGACCCUAACUCCGGGACACUUAUUACAUUUGCGCAAUUUGUAAUAAUAGCCACUCUUACCUUCCCAACUAUUGUUUCCCCCGCGGCCGGAGUCAAAUCUCUCUUCAUCUCCAAGCCUGCCAUCCCAUUAAAGUCAUGGGCGAUAUACACUGCAUUUUUCAUGUCGGUAAACCUACUCAACAAUGCCGCCUUUAUAUUCGAAAUUUCGGUACCUCUACAUAUCAUUAUUCGAAGCGGGGGCCCUGUUGCCUCAAUGAUUGUAGGGUAUUUGUACAACUCUAAGACAUAUACUCGCAUGCAAAUUGUCUCAGUUGCCAUUCUUUCAAUCGGGGUGGUCGCGGCAGCUUUUGCCGAUGCAAGCGCGAAAGGAAAACCUUUGGAUCUUGGAUUGACCCCCGGCGAGGGAUCUUCCUCUCCAGUCCUGACUCUAACCGGGUUUACGAUGCUUGGCUUAGCUAUGGUUCUCGCUGCAUUUCAGGGCGUAUAUGCUGAUCGCCUAUAUCAGAAAUACGGCCGCGAUAAUUGGCGGGAAGGCUUGUUCUACUCACACGCUCUGUCGAUACCAUUCCUACUUCCCUCGUAUCCGCAGUUACUGCCACAGUUAAAAUCCUUAUUGGCGUCUCCGUCUGUCACCAGCUUCAUCCAAGCUACUUCUGCAACCACGUCUACUCCUCCGGGAAAUACGACGCAGUUUAUCACCUCGGUAUUACCGCUUAUACACUUUCUCACGAACCACCCGUCAAUACACCCAAUCCUCUCAAUGAUCCCCAUCAAAAUCGCCUACCUCCUCCUGAAUGCGUUGACACAGUACAUCUGUAUCAGAGGCGUCUACCUCCUAUUGGCAAAAACCUCUUCACUAACCGUGGUUAUUGUGCUGAACAUUCGCAAAUUAGUUUCGCUGAUUCUCUCCGUUUAUCUUUUUGGGAACGUCCUAACCAUGGGCGUUCUUGCUGGCGCCACUAUGGUGUUUUUGGGAGGCGGGAUAUAUGCCAAUGAAGGGGCAAGACUAAAGAGGCAGCAACAAGUAAAGGAUAAAAAGGCAUAA